AUGUCUCCGCCCAAGAUGCUCUACACUCGCCUCGGGACCUCUGGUCUCAAAAUAUCGAGGAUCAUCCUUGGGUGUAUGUCGUACGGCGACCCGAAGUGGCAGAGCUGGGUGCUCCCCGAAGACGAGGCGAUCAAGCACAUCAAAUUCGCCUACGACCACGGGAUACAGACGUUUGACACUGCCAACUCAUACUCGAACGGUCUUUCUGAGACUAUCCUUGGCAAUGCCAUCAAGACUCUCGGCCUUCCGCGCGACGAACUCGUGAUCAUGACCAAGGUGUCCUCUCCUGUCAUGGCGGAGACCGGGAUAGACUUCUACGCAACGGGUAAAACCGCCGAAAAAUUCGGCAACAUCAACCAGCACGGGCUGAGCCGCAAGCAUAUCUUCGACUCUGUGAAAGCGAGCCUCAAACGCCUACAAGUAGACUACAUCGACGUACUUCAAUGCCAUCGCUUCGAUUACAGCACCCCAAUCGAAGAGACAAUGCAUGCACUGCACGAUGUCGUUAGCUCGGGACUCGUGCGCUACAUCGGGAUGAGCUCGUGCUAUGCUUAUCAGUUUCAUCAAAUGCAGAACUACAACAUCCAGAACGGCUUAACGGCCUUCAUCUCCUUGCAAAACCACUACAGCUUGCUCUAUCGCGAAGAGGAACGCGAGAUGUUCCCGACGCUCAAGAUGUUCGGUGUCGGAGCGACCCCCUGGUCUCCGCUCGCCCGCGGCGCACUGGCCCGUCCUUCCAACGUCGAGUCCACACGGGGAGGUUCUGACCGGUUGCUCGCGUGGUACCAGAGCGCAGCCUCGGAGAGUAUAGUCUCCCAUGUCGAAGAGCUGGCGAAGCGCAAGGGCGUGAGCAUGGCGCAGGUUGCGAUCGCGUGGAUGCUCUCCAAGGAGGGCGUCUCGGCACCGAUCGUGGGCUCGACGAGCCUCGAGAACCUUGAAGACAUCAUCGGGGCUUUGGACGUGAAGCUCGCACCGGAUGAGAUCGAGUAUCUCGAAGAACCAUACGCCCCGCAAAAGGUGGUCGGGCACUGGUAA
Epithele typhae is the source of this 1035-nucleotide messenger RNA. Its product is annotated as Aldo/keto reductase. The transcript has 14 exons. The coding region runs from base 1 to 1035 and encodes 344 amino acids. The record is from RefSeq and is a predicted model, not a curated record. NCBI's taxonomy places the organism in Eukaryota, Fungi, Basidiomycota, Agaricomycetes, Polyporales, Epitheliaceae.